AUGCCCUCGGCGGUGCCUGCGAACUGGUGCAGGUCUGCGACGUCAAGAUCGCCUCGGAACACGCGGUGCUCGGAGAACCCGAGAUUCGGGCCGGAUUCGGGCCUCCCCUUCUAG
Geodia barretti is the source of this 114-nucleotide messenger RNA. The record is from the annotation of a GenBank genome assembly. Lineage: Eukaryota; Metazoa; Porifera; Demospongiae; Tetractinellida; Geodiidae.